CAAGGAAUACUGUGUGUGGUCGGUUUUACCGGCCCUACAAAGAACCUCAAAAACCAAUAUCAAACGCAAAUACGAGAAACAGAGGAGAGGAGGAAGAAGAAGAGUGGUCUGACUGUUGAAACAGUAACCGAGAGAGAGAGAGACAGACAGAGAAAGAUGAAACUAACAUGGAAGAACAAGAGGAAAGACAACAAAAAGCGUUCUUUGGGGGCUGUAUCAAUCUACCCGAACCUCCCUUUCGACCACCAGGACGACGAUGCUGAUACUGCGUACCUCAAGGAUGGUGAUGAUGACAAAUUUGGCUUUGCGACUCAACAAGACCCACCUCAAAUCCUUGCGGCUCGUGAACCCUCUGAAUCUUCGGAGGCAAAACAGCUCGCUGAGUCCUUUCAGGCUCAGGGAAACAAGCUUGCCGAGGCUGGCAAGUACGGUGAAGCACUGGGGAAAUGGGAGGCCGCACUUACUUUGGUUCCGGAAAAUGCGGUUUUGCAUGAACAGAAGGCACAAGUUUUACUUGAAAUAGCAGAUGCAUGGAAUGCUUUGAAGGCAGCAACUAGAGCUACUGAGUUGGAUCCUUCAUGGGCUGAGGCAUGGAUUACCCUUGGCAGAACACAGUUGAACUUUGGGGAGCCUGAUAGUGCUGUUGAAAGCUUUGACAGAGCACUAGCCAUCAAGCCUGAUUCCAAGGAGGCUCAAGAUGAUAGGCAAACUGCAUUACAUCUUGUAAAGAGGAGAAAGCAGCUUCACUUAUCAGGCUUAAGUAAUAGUACAAAUCGUUAUAUGGUUGGUGAUAAGUCUGAAAGCUCUCUGGAAAACAUAUGAAAAUGUAACAGAAAGUGUGAUUUUAUAGUUGUUCAAGAACCGCAGAAGAAUUACCGACCAUCUUUUACAGGACCGUAAUUUUUGUAUUGUAAAUAUUUGGUAGCCAGAUAGAGCACCAUGUUGGUGGAAAGAAUAUAGUGGCGAAGUGGCAUCAGUAUAGAGUUUCCUCUGUUACAUGAGACUUGGUGAUGUUAAUGGAAUAAGCUAUAUUUAGUCU
Molecule: messenger RNA, 1039 nt
Organism: Ziziphus jujuba (common jujube)
Lineage: Eukaryota; Viridiplantae; Streptophyta; Magnoliopsida; Rosales; Rhamnaceae
Exons: 5
Coding region: 157-822 (221 amino acids)
Molecular function (GO): protein binding
Source: RefSeq, a predicted model, not a curated record